AUGGUUGAUCGCCUGGUGAGCUGCGGAAUCUUCCUCCGAGCGUCGCUUUACCAGAAGAGGGGCAUCGAAAUACGAGAACAGCUGAGCCAGCCCGGUUAUGACCUCGAGUUCAGCUUCGCCGAGAAAGCCGUCAUGAAAGAAAGACUGGCUGACAUUCUGUUGCGAAGCGAGACGGAGGAGGAGACGGUUGAAGCGAAGACCAUCCUGCAAAGGCUACUGGAAGAAGAAGUCAAGCAACCGGAUGAGUUCAAGAAUGUCGAGCGCCGCAGCCGCCUGUAUCAUAACCUCGGAUGCCUCUAUAUCAAUCUUGGGAACCUGAAGCAGGCGAAGACGUUCCUCAGCCGAGCUCUUGAAGGCCGAAAGAACCAGAAACCUAUGCCAGUCCAAUCGGUACAAGAAACGGCCGACCUAUACAUCAAAGCACUGAAACUCGACGGGGCCUUUGAUGAAGCAGGCGGAGUGGAAGUUUGGCUCAACAAUGUAAUUAUACCCUUGGCGAGCCGACCGGCAUCGCCACCAGAUUCAGAUCUCAUAGGAGGCCUCAGAAGACCGUCGUCCAUGGGGGAGCUGUCUCAAGCCUUUGCCUGGUGCCGAGAGAACGGUUUCGACAUCGACAUGCCCGGCGGUUUCCGAUUCGAUACUUGUGAUUUCAUGACGCGGACAUCGCCACUGCAUAAAGCGAUCCAGGACGAGAAUGUCGAUGUCCUAAAACAGAUGGUGGGGCAUGUUGUCAGCCUUGAGACUGGAGGAGAUCUUGGUGUCCCGACGCCGUUGCUACUCGCAGCGUCAACCAAGAACCGUGAUAUCGUCGGUUUGUUAUUGCGUAGGGGUGCUCGUGUCAAUGUCCGCGAUAGCGCAGGGCUCAGCCCGCUCCACAGGUGUCAAAGCAAGAGCGGCGGCGUCAAUGUAGCCAAGCUCCUGCUUGACGACACCCCUACUUUGUUGGACGCCGUCGACAACUCGGGCAAAACAGCGCUGUUCAUGGCUUGCGAGAUGGGGAACGAGAAGAUGGUUCACUUCCUCCUGGAACAAGGAGCCAACCCCAACAUCUGCCAAAAAACUAGAAGAGGGCCCACGUUGUCUCCCUACUUGGGUGGCACAAACGAGGUCGAGUGA
Colletotrichum graminicola M1.001 is the source of this 1116-nucleotide messenger RNA. RefSeq lists its product as uncharacterized. The record is from RefSeq and is a predicted model, not a curated record. NCBI's taxonomy places the organism in Eukaryota, Fungi, Ascomycota, Sordariomycetes, Glomerellales, Glomerellaceae. Gene Ontology annotation, molecular function: protein binding. Bases 1 to 1116 code for a protein of 371 amino acids. The transcript is spliced from 2 exons.